AUGUUGAGUUUAACCAGACCCAGUAUUGACCCCUGGGGUGGGUACCUGUCCCACAGCCUGGCCAUCAUGACGGAUGCAGCCCAUCUGCUGACCGAUGUAGGCAGCAUGGCCGUCAGCCUCUUCUCCCUCUGGGUCUCUACCCGCCCACCCACCAGGACCAUGAGUUUUGGCUGGCACCGCUCAGAGACACUGGGUGCACUGGCCUCUGUCCUCUCCAUCUGGUUGGUCACCGGGGCCCUGGUCUACCUGGCAGCCAUCCGCAUUGUCACCAAUGACUAUGAGAUUGAGGCUCAUGCCAUGCUGGUCACGGCUGCCAGCGCUGUCGGCAUCAACCUGAUCAUGGCAUACAUCCUGCACCAGUCCCCUGCCGGCCAUGGGCACAGCACAGGGGGUUAUGAGCAGCUGGAGAGCACUGGGGGCUGCCUGCCCGGCCAUGCCCCCCUGCCUGGCAGCACCAGCGUCCGAGCCGCCUUUGUCCAUGUGGUGGGUGACCUGCUGCAGAGCAUUGGUGUCCUCGUGGCUGCCACCAUCAUCUACUUCAAGCCCCAGUGCAAGAUCGCAGACCCCAUCAGCACCCUCUUCUUUGCCAUCUUUGUCCUCGGCUCCACCUUCACCAUCCUCAGGGAUGUCUUCAGAGUCCUCAUGGAAGGGACACCACAGGGCAUCGAGUUUGAGGCGGUGAAGGAGCUGCUGCUGGGGGUGCACGGGGUGAAGGGCACCCACGACCUGCACCUCUGGGCCCUGACACUGAGCCACCCCGCCGUGUCGGUGCACGUGGCCAUCGAAGCCAGCGCUGACCCUGAGAUGGUGCUGCAGGAAACCACUACUCGGCUGCGGAACAAGUUCAGCUUUGCCUCCUGCACGGUACAGCUGGAGAAGGACAGGGAGGAGAUGGCAGCCUGCCGGCAUUGCCAGGACCCCUGUGCCUGA
Messenger RNA from Chaetura pelagica (chimney swift), 930 nucleotides. It is a transcript of the gene SLC30A3, whose product is annotated as solute carrier family 30 (zinc transporter), member 3. Bases 1 to 930 code for a protein of 309 amino acids. Gene Ontology annotation, biological process: zinc ion transmembrane transport; response to zinc ion. The transcript has 7 exons. Gene Ontology annotation, molecular function: zinc ion transmembrane transporter activity. Gene Ontology annotation, cellular component: plasma membrane. Lineage: Eukaryota; Metazoa; Chordata; Aves; Apodiformes; Apodidae. The record is from RefSeq and is a predicted model, not a curated record.